Messenger RNA from Funneliformis geosporum, 384 nucleotides. Lineage: Eukaryota; Fungi; Glomeromycota; Glomeromycetes; Glomerales; Glomeraceae. The record is from the annotation of a GenBank genome assembly.
AUGCCGAUUUUUAUUAAUAUUUACAAUAUCCAUAGCAAGAAACAAUUUCGUCGGGUCAUCGUAAAGAUUACAAAUUCACUAUUCUAUCCGCAAGCAAAAUUAUCAGUAUAUAAUGGGAACACCGAACGUGUCGAACGUGCGUGCUUUGAGAUUACUCUAUCGGAACUAUCAAAUCUGAGGAUCUCACUUAAGUCAAAAUAUGAAGCGGAAAUACAUUUAUUUGAGUUCAUUGAUGCAGAUUCUCGUAAAGAGGUAAAUAAUACUUGUUUUAUUCGUUUUACUCAAAUUAAACUAAUCAAUGAAUGUAUACAUAAUUAUCUCGCAAAAAUCUUCAUUAAAAUUUCAUCAAAAGAAAACAAUCCACAAGAAAAUGUUAUAUUUUGA